Messenger RNA from Hymenoscyphus albidus, 4247 nucleotides. Lineage: Eukaryota; Fungi; Ascomycota; Leotiomycetes; Helotiales; Helotiaceae. The record is from the annotation of a GenBank genome assembly.
AUCGCAACCACAAUCGCAACUUGCAUAACAUUGGCAAUUUCAAGCUUGACCAUAGAGACGCUGUCCUGGGCAAAGUGAGAAUUGUACUCAGACUUAAACGCUGGGCAGCAAUUAGAGCUCAGGCCGUACCUUUGCCCAAUUUUUCCCGUUGGUGGUGACAGUCCCAAUUACCCCUCCUAAAAUGACAGACCCUCAACCACCCCCCGUUCCUGCCAUCUCUGCGCACCACCACCCCGCAGUCGCAGCAGGCGCAAGUGAAAGUGAACCACCCGCCAAACGUCAACGUCUUCUCUCCAACUCUUCUCCGCCUCAACAGGUACAACCCUCCUCCAGCAUGUCGGAUACCUCCAUCACGAUGGCCACCUCUGACCCAAAUUUUACCUCUACUCCUCAAUUGAAGGGUGAGGACACCACUGGUACGACGGCGACGGCAAUUGAUGUCAAUCGCGCUGAGCCCAACAGUCGCGAGGCGGCGAUUGGUAUCAUCCAUUUCCUGACCACCUCCAAUUCUGGAUUCUGUGGCACUUUGAAGCAAAGGUAUAUUAUGACUUCCUCUCUCUUUCUUUACGUCGGCGACUUGUUAUUUACUCUCGUAUUCUAUCUCUUUGCGCGCUUUUGAGGAGCGAUGGUUUGGUGGUGUGUCAACUCAAAUUCACCUUUGAUGAUGGUCAGACAUGCACCCUUGCGAUUUCUUGCUGGUAUUUCUUUGCGCUUCAGUCUCUUUCCUAUCGUGACUCUUCAAUCAUUUUAUGGUUACUCCAUUCGUAGCGUUCAAAGCAGAUGUUUUGCCUUGUCGUCUUGUCUUGUUGCCCUCACCUUUACCUUCACCCAGAAAGUACAAAGCUAAUAUAGACCACCACCUAGAUACACUGACUUUAUUGUCAAUGAAAUCACACCUGACGGAUCUGUUGUUCACCUUACUGAUACUAGGGCUUUGAGCUAUGUCAAAUCUGAAGAAGUGAGUCACCUGUAUCCCGUGUUGACUCACAGCACCAUUUUUAGCAAUCGCAAGAUGAAUUUCUGACAGUUGAAUAGGCCAAGUCCCAAGAGCAAUCUCAACCCAAGGAAAAGGUUCCAGAGCAAGCUGCUGCUACUGCUGAUGGUGGUGCCGUUGUCGCUGAUACCACUGCUCCUGAUGUCACCACCGCUAAGGCAGAGCUCGCUGAAGGUGAAUCUCUGCCAGCAGCAAAUGUCAUCGCAGAGGCGCCAAAAGUGGAGUCUGCGGCCCCUCCAGCAACAAUCGAAGCUAAGGACUCGCCCGACACCCCCGAGAAUCGUGAGAAAUUAUCCGCCCUCAUCGGACCCGAAAGCACUCAAAAGGUGUUUGAUAUGUUUGCGGCAAUUCUCAAGAAUCCCAACGCCAAAACCUCCUUUUUUGGAAAAGUCUUGCUUGAACCCAUGACCGAUCGCACCAAGCGUGGCAAUAUCCACACUCUCAUCCGUCACCUAUUCCUGGGAAAAAUGCAAUCAAUGACCGACAAGUUCGAUGUGAUCAGCAUCAUUGCUGGCCCUCCAUCCUCCCGACGACCAAAAUCCGAGCCCAAGCCCAAUGCUCGUAAUACCCGAGUCAAAGGCCAUGGCCGAAACCAAGUACCACAGGGCAAGGCUGGCUGGAAUGAGCUUGGUGGAGAAUAUUUACACUUUACAUUGUAUAAGGAAAAUAAGGACACAAUGGAGUGUAUCUAUUUCCUGUCCAGACUCAUGAAGGUCAAUACAAAAGACUUCGCCUUCUCUGGUACCAAGGAUCGACGGGCAGUGACCUCGCAGAGAGUUAGUGUGUUCCGACAAGUAUCUCAGACCAUGGCAAACCUCAAUCGCCCGCACGUCCUUCGACAGGCUCGCAUUGGCAACUUUAAGCACGAGAAGUUCAGCCUCGAAUUGGGUGAACUUUAUGGUAACCAAUUUACAAUCACUCUUAGAGAUUGUCACUUCACCGGUGAAGAUGGCCUUGAUCACCCAGCAAGAAUUUUACUGGCAAAACAAAUUGUUGGUGAUUCGGUUGCUCAUCUCCAAGCCGAGGGUUUCAUCAACUAUUAUGGCCUUCAACGCUUUGGUACACAUGCCAUAGGCACAGAUGAAAUUGGCAAGUUGAUUCUACAAGGAAAUUUCACCAAAGCAGUUUUUGCGAUCUUGCAGUGUAGCAAAGAGUCUGAGGAUUGUGUUUUGAGAGGCGCAUCAACCGCUGGUGUUAAUCAAGACGAUAUUGCUAGGACUCAAGCUAUUCUCCAAUGGCAGAAUGAUCGAAAGAGUCCAGCUGCAUUGAGCCAAAUCCCUAGGAGAUACCACGCGGAGAGUACGGUGAUCAGAUGCUUGGCAUCCAAACACAACCCAUCAGAACAUGAUUGUUUGAAUGCACUCCUUAUAAUUCCGAGAAACCUCCGCACAAUGUACGUUCAUGCUUAUCAAUCAAAGGUAUGGAACUUGGCUGCCAGUGAGCGUUGGUCUCGAUAUGGCAUGAAGGUUAUUGAAGGAGACCUUGUUUUGGUCAAUACUCCUGCAGCUAUUGCAAAUGCCAACCGAGAUGAGAUUGACGAGAAUGGUGAAGUUGUCGUACAUCCUGCAAACGACGAUGCGGCAUACACACAAAACGAUAUCUUUCAACGUGCACGAGCUCUUUCCGCAGAAGAGGCGGCCAGUGGAGGUUAUACCGUAUAUGAUGUCGUCCUCCCGACUCCUGGUUUCGAUAUCGAGUACCCUCUCAAUGACAUUGGAGAUUUCUAUAAGGAGUGGAUGGGAAGUGAGGAGGGAGGAAAGUUAGACCCCGGUAACAUGCGCCGUCAGAACAGAGACUUUAGUCUUAGCGGAAGCUAUCGCAAAUUCUUGGCUCAUAUUGGAAAAGAUAUGACAUUCGAGGUUAAGUCUUACCAUGAGGCAACUGAGCAAUUUGUACAAACUGAUGGAGAUUUGCUGGACAAAGCUAAGCCCGCCCGCCCACAACAACCCAAAACUGAUGGUCAGCAACGCAAUAAUGGUAGAAAUGAUGCUAGAGGUGUUGCCAGCAAUGGUUCUCGCGGCGAUGUCAGAAGUGGAGUUGUACAGCAACUCAACAACCAAAGAAACUCUGCUAAUGUCGACUCGUCACGAUCCAAGAAUGAAUAUCUUGGCACUCCCGCCCAUAAUGCUUGGCUCAACGCAGCAGCAAUAAUUAAGGAGCAAGACAAAGCUGCUAUUGCUGCUAGCAACGCUGCACACCAAGCCGCUUUGGCUGAAGGUAGCUACAAGUUGCCUGUAAUGAAGGAGACGUUUAUUGAAGCAUCUACUGAUGGCUCGCUCAUCAGAACGAAGGGUGCCGCAAGAGUUACUACUAUUCCUAGUACGCCAGCACGUCAGCCUGUAGCAGAAGCAAACGGUGUAGCUUCACCCGCGCUUCCACCUCCACCCCCUCCUACUCCUGCCACCGAUGCUCCUAACCCAGCUGUCAGUGCCUUGAAUACUCCAAUCAAUGCUGAAGAAGCAAACAAUGAUUUGACCACUCUUGUUGAGAAACCUGAAGUAGAGCCGGUUGAGAUCAACAAGCCUAUUCAGGAUGGUCUCAAGCCAAAGACUUCGACUACUUCUCUCGUCUCCUCUAUCGAUCCAGACGAUGGUGGUGCAAACUUGCAUGAUGCAGCUGCCGGAAGUUCCAAUGGCGUCAAGGAAGACGCUGAUAGGUCGGAGGUCAAUAAAAAGAAAAAUGUCGAAGAGUCUGGUUCCCUCAAACGAAACCACGACAAGAUUUCCAAGGGUGAUUCUGGUGGUCAAUCGAAUUCUGAUGCUUCUCCAGCAAAGAUUGCCGUCGUUGUCAAGUUCUCACUUGGCUCCAGCCAAUAUGCGACCAUCGCUCUACGCGAGUUGAUGAAGCAAGGAGGUGUCAAGACGUACAAGCCUGAAUUUACCAACGCUUCUUGAAGUGAUGGUGUCGUGUUUCGCAGAGUCAACAAUUAUGUUUCUUCCUGGGCAAUGAAAGAAUGAAUUUCUGCAUAGAAAUGGCAUAGUUUGAUUUGUGCUCUGCACGUUUAUGUUGUUUUUUCAUAAUCGGCAUUGGCGUUUACUGAUCUGCAUGAUGGAGAAAAAACCUGGGUGGGUGGCUUUUAUGUGUGUCUAUUUGGGCAUUUGUACAAAUGGUACAUGAUGGGAAAAAUGAGUGUUCAUCAGAGAUAAACCCGAUUUAAGGAUUGAUACUGUGUGUCGAUUGGUUUGGCUUUGUUCUAUUGCCUUGCUUUCCUGUGGGGGGGUUUAGAUUGAGAUUGAUUCCAUAGAUAUUCAAU